CGUCUCGGCCCCUCGCGCUCCUCGCGUGCACCUCGGCAUCUCUCGGCGCUGGGCGGCGGGCGUGGGCUCGCUUGGCUGUCUCUUCCUAUUCGGCGAGGUCGGCGCUCCCCAGGCUCCGCGGGCGCCGGUCGUUCGCCACCUCCGCACGGGGCGCCGUGAUGGGGAACCCAGGCCCCGGCGCCGUUGACGCCGACGUCGGGAUGGACGCCGUCCAACGGCGGCUCAUGUUUGAGGACGAGUGCAUUUUAGUGGAUGAACAAGACAAUGUCAUCGGCCAUGAGUCCAAGUAUAACUGCCAUCUCAUGGAGAAGAUAGAAGCUGGAAAUGUCCUGCACAGAGCUUUCAGUGUUUUCCUUUUCAACUCCAAAUAUGAAUUGCUACUACAGCAAAGGUCUGCAACAAAAGUGACAUUUCCACUUGUCUGGACAAACACCUGCUGUAGCCAUCCUCUCUACCGCGAGUCAGAGUUGAUUGAGGAAAAUUGUGCAGGGGUGAGAAAUGCAGCCCAACGCAAACUAUUUGAUGAACUGGGAAUAGUUGCUGACGAAUUACCUGUUGACCAGUUCAUCCUCCUUGGGAGGAUGCUUUACAUGGCUCCUUCAGAUGGAAAAUGGGGCGAACACGAGUUGGAUUACCUCCUGUUCAUGGUUCGUGACGUGAAGCUCAACCCGAAUCCUGAAGAGGUGGCCGACGUCAAGUACGUGAACCGCGAUCAGCUGAAGGAGCUGCUCAGGAAAGCUGAUGCUGGGGAAGAUGGCGUUAAGAUGUCCCCUUGGUUCAGGCUGGUGGUGGACAACUUCCUCAUGGGCUGGUGGGAUCAUGUCGAGCAAGGGACUCUGCAGGGGGCAGCGGACAUGAAAACCAUCCAUAAGUUGUAAGCCUGUAGUCUUGUAGAUCCGCGAAGCACGUGCUGUGCUCCGUUGAGAAAUAAGCGUUUCUGCAGGUGUUUGCGCUGCCUUUGUUUUAGCCAUCAUUCUGAUGGAAAUAGUCGAUAAAGUCAUAAUAGAGUGUUCUUAAAUAGGGAACAGAACUAUUUAUAUUGAAACCCGUCUAUGAUGUGUAAAUUUCUACCGAAUGAAUGGAAUUAUGG
This is a messenger RNA of Zea mays, 1090 nucleotides long. RefSeq lists its product as uncharacterized. Lineage: Eukaryota; Viridiplantae; Streptophyta; Magnoliopsida; Poales; Poaceae. Gene Ontology annotation, molecular function: isopentenyl-diphosphate delta-isomerase activity. The transcript has 6 exons. The record is from RefSeq and is marked provisional. Gene Ontology annotation, biological process: isopentenyl diphosphate biosynthetic process; isoprenoid biosynthetic process. Gene Ontology annotation, cellular component: cytoplasm. Bases 159 to 878 code for a protein of 239 amino acids.